Carlito syrichta (Philippine tarsier) is the source of this 636-nucleotide messenger RNA. It is a transcript of the gene TMEM273, whose product is annotated as chromosome unknown C10orf128 homolog. The transcript has 7 exons. NCBI's taxonomy places the organism in Eukaryota, Metazoa, Chordata, Mammalia, Primates, Tarsiidae. The record is from RefSeq and is a predicted model, not a curated record.
AUGGGCUCAGGGGUCAGCAUACUGAAAGUCCUCCUCUUCCUCCUAGCCUCUGGUAUGCCGCACAGUGCCAGCCAGGCCUUCGGGGCUCACAGUCUGCUGGAAAAUGGAACAAUUCACAGCGGCAGCCUCUGGUGUUCACAGUCUCAGAGUCACACGUACAAUGCCAUUGUUGUAACUGCACCGCGAGUGAGGAGUCGGAGUUACCUUGUUUCAUCUCAGCUUAACAUGAAGUUUUCAUGCAGGAUGCUUCACGUGGAGACCAAUGCUCGCCAAGGACCCCUGAGGUGGGAACCAGGCAGAAUGCUAGAGUAUGUUGGAGGAGCUCAAGUCUUGGCAACGGGCAAACCUGCUGCAGCAGAAAUUGAUUUCAAGUACGCCCUCAUUGGGAUGGCUGUGGGUGUCGCCAUAUCUGCCACCUUCCUGGCUCUGAAGAUCUGCAUGAUCAGAAAGCACUUAUUUGAUAACGACUCUUCCGACUUGAAAAGUAUACCCCUCAAUGGCUAAACCGCAGUUUCUCCAAAAGCAUCUGCCUAGAUCUGUGCAAACUCUUCAACUACUGAAAGUGACACUCUCCCCAAAAUAUGUCCAUUAGCCUCAGGGAAUGACUUCUUCCCUUUUUGUCAUCAAAGUGGAUGA